AUGCACCCAGAAGUCGAGCUCAAGAUAUUGUCCGAGGCAGAGGCAGUGCUGGGGCCCCCAACUGUUAUCUCAUCUCCUGCUGGCCCCACGGGCAGCAGCCGUGAGGAUAUGGCGGCCGGCGAGGGCGGUGGCGGCAACGGGGGCAGCGGCGGGGCGGCGGCGGCUCCGCAGUCGUAUGAGCGGCUGCAGGCACUCAGGUACGCGCGGGCCGUCUUCCUGGAGGGCCUGCGGCUGCACCCCUCAGUGCCGCAGGACGUCAAGUUUGCUGUGAGCUCCGAUGUGCUGCCCUGCGGCACGCGCGUGCCGGCCGGCGCCAUGGUCCUGUACAGCGCCUACGCCAUAAACCGCAUGCAGGAGUUCUGGGGCCCAGACGCAGACAAGUUCAGGUGA
Molecule: messenger RNA, 390 nt
Organism: Monoraphidium neglectum
Lineage: Eukaryota; Viridiplantae; Chlorophyta; Chlorophyceae; Sphaeropleales; Selenastraceae
Product: Cytochrome P450 86A1
Exons: 2
Coding region: 1-390 (129 amino acids)
Molecular function (GO): oxidoreductase activity, acting on paired donors, with incorporation or reduction of molecular oxygen; iron ion binding; heme binding
Source: RefSeq, a predicted model, not a curated record